This is a messenger RNA of Penicillium cataractarum, 2481 nucleotides long. Its product is annotated as Six-hairpin glycosidase. The record is from RefSeq and is a predicted model, not a curated record. The transcript has 2 exons. NCBI's taxonomy places the organism in Eukaryota, Fungi, Ascomycota, Eurotiomycetes, Eurotiales, Aspergillaceae. Bases 1 to 2481 code for a protein of 826 amino acids. Gene Ontology annotation, biological process: carbohydrate metabolic process.
AUGCGGGCCCUGGCAACCGGGAAGUUAUUUCUUGUGGGCACAUUGCUUGCAGUCUGCAAUGCAUCGACAGACAAUUUCCUACCUCAGAGGUACCAAUUGGGUACUAAACCGAGCAUAACCACUAAGCCGCUCCAAACUGGCCAGUCAGUCACCUUGGAUUUCGACAAAAAUUCCGUUGUUACUUUGGAUUAUGGAUACGAAGUUGCGGGCUUCCCAUACUUUCAAAUCUCUGAUGUGAAGGGCCCCGUGCAGAUUGAAGUCAAGUAUACGGAGCAAUUUGACGGAUUGAACCAUGUCUGGGCUGACGGGCCAUACUACUUUACCAAUGGGCUUUCCAAUUCAUUCCGAGUCGAGACAUUCAACAUCACCGAGCCUGGCAAAGUCGAGUCCUACUUUAUUCAGGGGGGACAAAGAUGGCAGUCUAUUAAGGUUUUGACCAAGGGUCACAUCACGCUGACUGGGGUUGGAUUUGUUCCUACCAUCGACCGUGUGGAUCUUGAUAACCUUCCUUCCACAUUCACUUGUUCUAAUCCAACAUACAAUGAGAUUUGGAAGCUCGGAGCCAACGCCGUCGCAGCUGCUUGCUUUGAUGCUAAUUCACAGCCGUCCACUUGGGAGGUUACGGAAGAGGGUGCUUAUAUCCGCGGCCAGAAACCUGGCCCUGGCGUGAAUGGAAUGGACUGGACUGACUACACUAUGACCUUUUCGUCUAGGAUUGUUCGCGGAGGAACUGGCUGGUCUGUUUCUCAGCCUAUCUCAGAAAGUGGACUGCUGCUCCUCCUGAUUUCUAAUCUUCCGGAUGAGACGACGUUUGUAAAUACGAACAAGACUCUUACUCCACCAAACUCUAUCGUUGUUGCCUCUGGAUGGGGAUUUGUGAAUCAAACCACGCUCGACAGCCAGCUCGUCGGAAGUUUCCCUGUCUCUGUUGAUAUCAAGGAAGGCGAAUGGUACAAGAUUUCGACCACGCUACUUUCCGGCUCUCAACUUUCUAUCGAUAUUGAUGGGACUCCCGUCCUGAACAUAUCGCUAGCUGACUAUGGAGUCUCUGCCCUGAGUGCCGGUGGCUGGGGAUUUGGGCCCUACCAAGAUCAAAUUGCAUUGGUGAAAGACGUGACUGUCCACGCAAGUAAUGGUACACUUCUCUAUGAGAAUGGAAUGAGAUCCUCUUCUAUCUUGUCCGAAUACGGCGUGCGGCAAAACACCGAGGCUCUGUGCAUGGACGGGGCGAAGCGAGACCGAUUGGUCUGGCUCGGAGAUUUCUUCCACACCUCGAAAGUCCUAACUUCAAGCACAUCUCGCUGGGACUACGCUCAAGGAACAUUGAACUACCUGCUCGAUACCCAGUUGCCAAAUGGACUUGUCAGUAUUGCCCCGCAGAUGGGAUACAACACUUCUUCCCUGAAAGAGGUUCUCUACUCCUACUAUGGCCUGAAUGACUACCAGAUCUUGGGAGUCUUAUCUUUCACUGGAUUUUUCUUGAGAAGUGGCGAUCUGGCCUGGGCUAAGAGUGUCUGGCCUUCCAUCCAAAGGCAGAUUUCGUGGAUACUGGGAGAAAUCGACAGCAAUACACAGCUCGUCAGCUUUAGUGGAUUCCUUGGGGAUGCAAACGGGACUGCAAUUAGCGCCGCGCUCGUGCAAGGGCUGAAAGAGGCCGCUGUGGUGGCUGAUGCUUUGGAUGACGCAAAGAGCGCACAAACAUACCGUGACACUGCCACUAAGAUAUCAAAAGCCAUCAAUGAACUCCUCUGGAACGAUGAGCUGGGGGUCUAUGUGCGCAGUACCUCGUCCAAUACCAGUUAUGGAGUUGCGGAUAUCGCUUUCGCAAUCAGCUCCGGCGUAGCCAGUGAGGAGCGAGCUGCAUCAUCCCUGGCUAAAGUCGCCGAGUUGAAGCUUACACCAGGCUAUAAGGAUGUCUCCACUACCGACUCCUCUUCUGCUGAUAUUUCUCCGAACACUAACGGCUUCCUCCUGGCAGCGGCUAUGGAAGCAAAUGACACAUCCAUUGCCAAGUAUCUCUUGGACAACCUCUGGACAGCAAUGACAAAUGAUAAAUAUAGCAGCGGUGCUUCUUGGGAGUAUGUUGCUCAAGAUUUGAGCCCUGGACUGAGCUUAUUUACAUCUCAGAGCCAUCCAUGGGGUGGCGCACCGACCUAUGUUCUUACCGAGCACGUUGCCGGAAUUCGUGCAGUUACGCCAGGACAUAGGUCUUGGAUCAUCCAACCUGCGAUCUCAGGAUUUGAUCUUGAUUGGGUCGCGGCAUCUGUUAAGACUCAGUACGGACAGCUCUCGGUCAAGUGGGAGCUUGGCAAUAAAAUGUUGACAGUGGAUGUCACCGCACCUCGGGGGACGUCCGGCAUCCUGAGCCUUCCAUCCAGUAUCCAGAUUAAGGCGAUUAAGGUCAACGGACACAAGGUGACUUCAGGGCACAAUAUUUCGCUGCAGAGCGGAUCCUCCGUUGUCACAAUCCAAUUAGGUUGA